CCGACUAAAUGGCUGCCCACAUACGAUAUGUGCAUCGCAACCUGAGCCUUGCAAGUUGCAGCCAUGGAAAAAGCCAUGUGCUUGACGACAGCUCCGCUCCACACACAAAAGUCCGUGCGAUUGUCAACAGCGACGACCGCACCCAUGCGCUCCGAAAUUGACCCGAGAUAUCCAGAACUCUCGUGCAAACAGUCCUUCUCCUCGAGCAACCAUGGACAUCCCCGCGCCCGCACGUUGGCAAUCGUCAAGGAUAGAGCUGAUGGGAAUGGUAUUCUUGACGGGGAUGUCUCGUUCAAGGGAGACGCCAUCUCACCUGCGUCCCGCCGUCCGCAUCGCCCAGCGGGGAGGCAAACCAGGCAAACAGAUCCAACCAACGGAGCUGAACUCGCACUGCCAGUAUCGAUGGCAGCCAAUCAAAGCAACAUAUCCGGUUAGGCCCUCACUAGCCAUUAUGCAGGCGCAAGUUUGGAACUACCCUGGCUGCACGUGAUCCCACGCUGGCUCCAUGAAGGUCGUAUCCCGAAAUAUCAACAAACCCUGAGCCAACACCGACAACAGUAUCAAGAUUCAGUCGAGAUGAAUUGGUGCGCGAAAUACAGCCCACUCCUGCGAUGCCCAAAAUUCAUUUCCAUACACUCCCUUCACUCCACGCCCAAAAUAAUAAUUCCCCGUUCCCGAUCCGAUCCGUUCGGUCUGCUCGGGUAGUCAGACUAGCCGCUUCACCCCACCCCGACCGAGCAUUCGGUUCGGAUCCCCGAGUUUAGGCACUUUUGAAGGCUCCGUGUCUGUUUACUCCACACACGCGUUGUAUCUAUAUGUAUGUUAUCUAGGUAUGUAUGAACGUACAUCUACGUGCGUACAUGCAUCCAUACCUGCUGGCUCUGCGUAAAAGCCGGUGGCCAGCCAAGAGAUGUCAGCAAUGGCGUUCAGAGCCUCUUGAGGCAGCCGAGGCAAACGAACGGGUAGCAAACCAGCAACGCAGAAAUAUUACCUAAUUCGAUUGCGGCAAAA
Molecule: messenger RNA, 1011 nt
Organism: Coccidioides immitis RS
Lineage: Eukaryota; Fungi; Ascomycota; Eurotiomycetes; Onygenales; Onygenaceae
Exons: 2
Coding region: 64-435 (123 amino acids)
Source: RefSeq, a predicted model, not a curated record